AUGGAACAAGAUAAACGAUGCCUGGUGGCGGACCGGUACAAUCAGGAUAAUAGAAAUUUAAUGGUGGUUUGGAAUUGGUCGAGAAGCCUAAGCUCGGCCGAAGAAUUACUGGAAUGGCACGAGUUGAUCGGGCUCCUCGAUAAUGUCACUUUGUCCGAUGGCAAAGAUGGUUGGGAAUGGUUGGGAGGUAAUGACUCUAAUUUUUCGGUCAAGAUUGUCAAGAACUUCCGGUAUAACAGCUCCGAUUUCAGCAGCAGGCACGUUGUGAAAUGGUCAAAAUGGGUCCCAAAAAAUGCAAUAUUUUUUGUUUGGAGGGCGGUUUUAGAUAGUAUUCCCACGCUGACUGCACUCCGGGAUCGAAACUGUUGGGGCAGAGACGUGAAAUGUUGUCUGAGUGAAGAUGGCGAUGAAAUGGAUGAACACCUUCUUUGUUCGUGCAGGGUAGCGUCGAUUGUCUGUUAUCACAUCAGUGAGUGGUGCAAGGAAAAAAUUAUUCGAAGCUGCUCAUGGAUUGACAACAAGGAUGUAUUUGAUUAA
Helianthus annuus (common sunflower) is the source of this 537-nucleotide messenger RNA. RefSeq lists its product as uncharacterized. The transcript is spliced from 2 exons. Bases 1 to 537 code for a protein of 178 amino acids. The record is from RefSeq and is a predicted model, not a curated record. NCBI's taxonomy places the organism in Eukaryota, Viridiplantae, Streptophyta, Magnoliopsida, Asterales, Asteraceae.